Cooperia oncophora is the source of this 699-nucleotide messenger RNA. The record is from the annotation of a GenBank genome assembly. NCBI's taxonomy places the organism in Eukaryota, Metazoa, Nematoda, Chromadorea, Rhabditida, Trichostrongylidae.
AUGGACUCGGUGGACUCAUCUACAACUGUAACACUCGUUCCAGCAGCAAAGCCUUAUCAAGAAAAUUCGAAAGGUACAGCGUCUACAGCGACGACUGCAAGGGUUGACCGCAGUGCACGAAUGUCCUUACAGGAACGGCAAGUGCCUUUACAUGACGACUUAAGUCAGGAUCGCUCUGACCAGCAUCAACGACCAACAUCAAAGAAUGGCCGACGUCUCGACGAACCUGUUGAAUCCCGUCGUGUGGCAGAUGUCAAAACUGAGCAAACUACUGGUAGCCGGAGUUCAGAUGAGCGCAACCGUUCUCGACCAAGUCCUACGCCGGUAGUCUCGGACAUUUCGAUGGACAUGGGGCCAUCAAGGAGUAGUACCAGGGAUAGUCUCGAUGAGCAUUCAAUACUUCGGCGUGUUAUGAGUCUGGAAGAUCAAGUAUCCGCUUUGGCAGAGGAGAACGAAAACCUUACCCGAAUAAAUGAUGAGCUGAGCAAGUUACUCGUGGAAAUGGCAGACAGAUUUUCGAAAGAUGUUAAUUCAUUAAAAUCCGAGCUGGAGUCAGUAAAAGCUGCACAACGUCCUGAUCCUUGCAAUCUUCGAGUUGCACGCGAAUUAGACAAAGGUUGUUUUGAAAUCGUCUGGGAUUUGCCAAUGGUUAAAUGUAAGUUAUUGUUGGCCUUUUUUGUUAACUAUGUUGCUUAUUAA